This is a messenger RNA of Penicillium verhagenii, 1044 nucleotides long. RefSeq names its product 2-hydroxyacid dehydrogenase. The record is from RefSeq and is a predicted model, not a curated record. Bases 1 to 1044 code for a protein of 347 amino acids. Gene Ontology annotation, molecular function: NAD binding; D-lactate dehydrogenase (NAD+) activity. Lineage: Eukaryota; Fungi; Ascomycota; Eurotiomycetes; Eurotiales; Aspergillaceae. The transcript has a single exon.
AUGAAGUUGGCCGUCUUCAGCGCCAAAUCCUAUGAUCGCACCUAUCUGGAGGAGGUACGCACUCAGCGAUUUCCACACCUGUGUCAAAUUGAGUAUCACGCGUUUGCAUUGUCUGAGGAGACCGUACCCUUGGCCAACGGGUGUGAUGCGGUUUGCGUCUUCGUAAACGACACAUUGGACAGCCGCGUCCUAACUAGCCUCACCACCCAGGGGGUGCGAGCCAUCUUGCUAAGAUGUGCAGGUUUCAACCACGUGGAUCUCCCGACCGCAGAAAAGUUAGGCCUCUUCGUCGCCAACGUUCCUGCCUAUUCGCCGGAAGCGGUGGCGGAGUUUGCAGUCGCCUUGGUGCAGACACUGAAUCGCAAAACCCAUAGAGCCUACAAUCGAGUGCGAGAGGGGAACUUCAAUAUUGAGGGACUUCUAGGCACCACUUUGCACGGCAAGACCGUCGGUAUCGUUGGUGUGGGAAGGAUAGGUCUUGCCACGGCACGUAUCUUCCACGGCUUCGGUUGUAAAAUGCUCGCUCAUGAUCCAUUCGCGGGAGAUGAGUUUGGUCAGUACGGGACCCUUGUUGACCUGGACACAUUGUUGCAGGAAAGCCACAUUGUCAGUCUUCAUUGUCCACUGACCGAAGGCACGCGGCAUCUGAUCAACGAAACCACCCUGGGACAAAUGAGACCCGGGGCGAUGCUGGUCAAUACAUCAAGGGGAGGAUUGAUUGAUACCAAGGCCAUCAUUCAUGCUUUGAAGACCCGUCAUCUAGGGGCCGUCGCACUCGAUGUGUACGAGGCAGAAGGGGAACUGUUUUACAACAAUCAUGAAGGCGAGAUAAUUGAUGACGAUGUGUUGAUGCGCUUAUUGACAUUUCACAACGUUCUGGUCUGUGGGCACCAAGCAUUCUUCACCAACGAAGCCCUGACCGAGAUUGCCGAGGUCACGUUGACAAACUUUUCUGCCUUUGUAGACGGUCUGUCAUGUCCCAAUUCCCUCGUCACAGAGGGGCAUGUCCUCGUCCCUGCAGACACUGCCCCAGUUCGGUUGUAA